Molecule: messenger RNA, 3051 nt
Organism: Hyaena hyaena (striped hyena)
Lineage: Eukaryota; Metazoa; Chordata; Mammalia; Carnivora; Hyaenidae
Gene: RNF214
Product: ring finger protein 214
Molecular function (GO): ubiquitin-protein transferase activity
Source: RefSeq, a predicted model, not a curated record
CUCUCUCUGAUCGCCAUGGGCCCGACUCUCCCUGGGACCUUCCCAGAGGGGCUCCUCCCUCCGCGGGGUCUCCUCCCUCCUCGCGGUCGCCUCUCUUUUCCUCCCCGCGCCCCCAGAGAGUCUCCUUGUAUCUUAGGGGGCUUCCGCCGAGUCUGCGGCGCUCGCACGGUGCCAGCUCUGGCCGCUAGGGGGCGCCGUCGGGGGCGGCGCGGUGCCGCCGCGGCCGCUCCUCUCCCGGCCGAGCCUCGCCCGCGCCGCUCCCGCCGCCGGAAGUGGGAGGUGCCGCGCGCGGGCCGGCGCUCGACCCCUCCCCCCAAGGCUCGGCCGCCCCCUCCCCCCGCUCCGCCCGCUCAGAGCAUGAUGGCGGCGGCGUCUGAGGUGGCUGGUGUGGUGUCCAAUGCCCCCAAUCCUCCAGAACCCUCUUCUAGUUUAUGUGCUUCCAAAUCAGAUGAAGGUCUCCCAGACGGUCUAAGCCCCAAAGACCCCGCCCAGAAGCACAAGAACUCGCCUCUGUCGAGUGUAAGUAGCCAGACGAUAAGCAAGGAGAAUAACAGAAAUGUCCACUGGGAACGGCCAGAGCCGAGUCCUGGUUCAUCAGCAGGUGGCACGUCAGCAGCGCACCGGGCGGUGUCAGGAGAAAACUCGCUAGCCACAGCCCUUGGUCUUUCUGGCGGUGGGUCUCAGGCUGAUUUGAAGGACGUGGCCAACACGGCAGGAGAGGAGGGGGACACGUGCCUCCGGGAGAGCCUCCGUCCCGUCACUCGGUCUCUUAAGGCAGGGUGCCGCACGCAGCAGCUUGCCUCCGGGAAUUGUUCGGAAGAGAAUUCCCCGCCAGCCUCCAUCCUAAAGGAAGGUAGCAGGGACACAGGCUGGGAUUUCCGACCUGUGGUGCCCCCCGCAAAUGGGGUUGAAGGUGUCAGAGUGGAUCAGGAUGAUGAUCAGGAUAGCGCUUCCCUGAAGCUUUCUCAAAACAUUGCCGUACAGACCGACUUUAAGACAGCUGAUUCAGAGGUAAACACAGAUCAAGAUAUUGAAAAGAACCUGGACAAAAUGAUGACAGAGAGAACUCUGUUGAAGGAGCGUUACCAGGAGGUCCUGGACAAGCAGAGACAGGUGGAGAAUCAGCUCCAAGUGCAAUUAAAGCAACUUCAGCAAAGGAGAGAAGAAGAGAUGAAGAAUCACCAGGAGAUACUGAAGGCCAUCCAGGAUGUAACAAUAAAGCGUGAAGAAACAAAGAAGAAGAUAGAGAAAGAAAAAAAGGAGUUUUUGCAGAAGGAGCAGGAUCUGAAAGCGGAAAUUGAGAAGCUUUGUGAGAAGGGCAGAAGAGAAGUGUGGGAAAUGGAACUAGAUAGACUCAAGAAUCAGGAUGGCGAAAUAAAUCGGAACAUUAUGGAAGAGACAGAACGGGCCUGGAAGGCAGAGAUCUUAUCACUAGAGAGUCGGAAAGAGCUGCUGGUACUGAAACUGGAAGAAGCAGAAAAAGAAGCAGAAUUGCACCUCACUUACCUCAAGUCAACCCCCCCAACACUAGAGACCGUCCGUUCCAAACAGGAGUGGGAGACAAGGCUGAAUGGAGUUCGGAUGAUGAAGAAGAACGUUCGGGACCAGUUUAACAGUCAUAUCCAGUUGGUGAGGAACGGGGCCAAGCUGAGCAGCCUUCCUCAAAUCCCGACUCCCACUUUGCCUCCACCCCCAUCAGAGACAGACUUUAUGCUUCAGGUGUUUCAACCCAAUCCUUCUCUGGCUCCUCGGAUGCCCUUCUCCAUUGGGCAGGUCACAGUGCCCAUGGUGAUGCCCAGCGCAGACCCCCGCUCCUUGUCUUUCCCAAUCCUGAACCCUGCCCUCUCCCAGCCCAGCCAGCCCUCCCCACCCCUCCCUGGCUCCCAUGGGAGAAAUAGCCCUGGUUUGGCCUCCCUCGUUGGCCCCCACGGCCCACACAUGCCUCCUGCUGCCUCCAUCCCACCUCCCCCAGGCCUGGGCGGUGUUAAGGCUUCUCCUGAAACUCCCCGGCCCCAGCCAGUAGACAAACUGGAGAAGAUCCUGGAGAAGCUACUGACUCGCUUCCCACAAUGCAAUAAGGCGCAGAUGACCAACAUUCUUCAGCAAAUCAAGACGGCCCGGACCACCAUGGCCGGCCUGACCAUGGAGGAGCUGAUCCAGUUGGUAGCGGCGCGGCUGGCAGAACACGAGCGGGUGGCAGCCAGUACUCAGCCACUCGGUCGGAUCCGGGCCUUGUUCCCUGCUCCGUUGACCCAAAUCAGUACCCCAAUGUUCUUGCCUUCUGCCCAAGUUUCAUACCCUGGAAGGUCAUCACACGCUCCAGCCGCCUGUAAGCUGUGUCUCAUGUGCCAGAAGCUCGUCCAGCCCAGUGAGCUGCAUCCAAUGGCGUGCUCCCAUGUGCUGCACAAGGAGUGUAUCAAAUUCUGGGCCCAGACCAACACAAAUGACACUUGUCCCUUUUGUCCAACUCUUAAAUGACGGACCUGACUGGGGAGGAAGAAGAGGAGAAACUGAUGUGAACAGGAAGCGCGGGUUCAAGAUUUCUAAAAGUCUAUAUAUUUAUACAGUGACCUAUACUCACACCAUGUACAUUUUUAUUAUAUAGGUAAUGUGUGUAUAGAAAGUCUGUAUUCAAAUGUUCAUAAAUGAACAUUUACAUAUGUAUAUUAUGCAGAAAUGGUUGUCCCCCUCACCUUGCAAUUCCUUUGGCGGAUGCAGAUUGUAGGUAAGGUGAUGUUUAGUUUGCCCUUGAAAUUAUGAUAUUCUUGCCCAGGGCUGUUUUCAAGUACAAUAUAAAAACCAUCUAGGAAGCUGCUGUUCCUCUAAGGCCAUCCUGCUUUGAUUUGGCUCAGCCUCUAGUUAAUUUUCUCCAGGCUCACGUAUGCAGACUUGAACCCUGGUGCUCACCCGCUGACUGACCAGAUGCCUUGCUUACUGAAAGCCUCCGGAAGCCUCAGUGUUGUUCUAGCCACUCUGCCCCAAAUGGAUAAAAUGAGAUUGAUUGAGGAAAAAAAAAAAUGUAACCCUAAAAGUCUGAAUUUUCGUUGAAUA